Molecule: messenger RNA, 303 nt
Organism: Tribolium madens (black flour beetle)
Lineage: Eukaryota; Metazoa; Arthropoda; Insecta; Coleoptera; Tenebrionidae
Product: cytochrome b-c1 complex subunit 9
Exons: 2
Coding region: 81-263 (60 amino acids)
Biological process (GO): mitochondrial electron transport, ubiquinol to cytochrome c
Source: RefSeq, a predicted model, not a curated record
CCGCAAUGUUGGUAGCACACUGACGUUUCAGUCGGGGCUAAAGUCAAUCAUUCUCGAGCACGAUUGUAAAUAAUUCCACAAUGGCAGGCUUUUCAAGCACAAUUUACAACGCCGUUUUCAAAAGAACCUCAACUUUUGCUUUAGCAUGUGUCUGCGCCACGUUUUUCUUUGAACGAACGUUCGACUUGGGCUCGGACUACCUGUUUGAAAAGGUCAACGAAGGGAAACUAUGGAAGCACAUCAAACACAAUUACGAAAAAUAAAUUGUAAAUAUUUAUUAAAUAAAUUGUAGUUAUUCAGUUA